This is a messenger RNA of Spodoptera litura, 918 nucleotides long. RefSeq lists its product as uncharacterized. Lineage: Eukaryota; Metazoa; Arthropoda; Insecta; Lepidoptera; Noctuidae. The record is from RefSeq and is a predicted model, not a curated record.
UCGGCAGCCUGUGUUUGUCAUAAUGUUGGCCCAAUGUUUGGUGUUGGUCGCUUUAUUAUGGAGAGUGGAAGGUGCUAUCAUGAACAUGAGCUGUCCUGUGGUGACGCCACGGGAAUUGGACUGGAAAGCGCUGGACGGCAUCUGGUACUUAACAGCAGUAGCUACGGAAGACAUGGCGGUACAAGGUGACUGCGCCACCGUACUCUUUGACCACCAGAACACCACAGACGUCUCCAUCAGCUGGAUCACCAACAACACAGUUACUUACUAUAAUGGUUCUGUGGCCCUCAUUCCGGAUCCAAAUAGCAACAGUACCGGGGACCUACUCCUCGUCACUUAUGAUGAUGAAAAGACUGAAACCUAUUCUUUUCUCGACGUAAACUACGAGCAUUACGCUGUUAUCUUCGCGUGCUAUAAUAAUGAGGAUGGAAACAGCAGUACUUAUGAAAUAUGGAAGUUGACACGUACUCCACAUUUAAAGGACACAGAUGCAGUCAAACUGGACCAGGCUAUAGCCAACUACAGUCUUCAAGACACUCCCUUCUUCACCUUCAACAACACAGAAGACACUUGUAGAGUAAAUAGAGGAAACCAUCUAGACACUUCCACCCUCAUCAUGACUUCAGCAGCUGCACUUGCGUUAUUCAGGAGAUUUUAUUAAAAUGAAAACUAUUUAAUGCGAUAGAAUAGGCAAGAUUAUUCAAAACAUAUUGAAGUGUUCGUCUGGUAGAUGAAUGUAAAAUAAUGGAUACGUAUUUUUCCUUUCUUACGGAAUUAAUAAUACAAGAUGGUACAUUUGGUUGAAAAUGACAUGACAUCUAUUCUUGGUAAAAAUAUGUCUCAUAGAAGUGGUCAUAGCAUAAUAUCACGCCUUUUAUUCGCACUUAAUGCCACCGUACAAUGUAACACCCAUUUUUC